This is a messenger RNA of Macrobrachium nipponense, 3559 nucleotides long. RefSeq lists its product as uncharacterized. Gene Ontology annotation, biological process: protein ubiquitination. The transcript is spliced from 5 exons. Bases 27 to 1016 code for a protein of 329 amino acids. Lineage: Eukaryota; Metazoa; Arthropoda; Malacostraca; Decapoda; Palaemonidae. Gene Ontology annotation, molecular function: ubiquitin protein ligase activity. The record is from RefSeq and is a predicted model, not a curated record.
UACAUCCCAGCUACUACCUAGGUGAAAUGCCUUCUCUGGAGUGUGAGGUUUGCUUAGAGUUAUACAAUGAAAGCAAUCACAUACCACGCUGUCUCAGCUGUAACCAUGUUUUGUGUACGUCAUGUAUCAUACAGCUGUUGAGAAAAGAACCUCUCAAGUGUCCCUUCUGUCGCAGCUGGCAUGGCAGAACAGUCAUCUCCUCUGCUGAUAUCCCAGUGCAUAACAGGCUAAUGUCUAUGGUAUCUGAAAACUUGAAGAGAAAUUCUACAGCAAAUGAUGAUGACGGAGCACAGAGUGAACAAGAAACUCACUUGAAUGUUGUACAGCUAAGAGCUGACAUUUUGAGAGCCAGUGAAGAAGGUACUAAUGUGUAUGCCCAAUUGUUAAGGAAUGACAAACAGGCAAGAUAUGCCAGAGUGAGCAUUAGUGAUAAUCGUUUACAUCUGCAUUGCUUGAAGGAUGAGCCACCUCUUAAUGACUCUCGUGUCAUUUCAUAUGACAUGGUUAGAGCAUUAGCUGAUGAAGUUUAUUCUGUGGUGUUUCUUGAAAUAACAUGGAAUGCUGCAGUUCAGGGAAAAGUUUACAUUCAUCUUCUAGAUGAUGCUGGAAGGACACGUCAGUUUUUAUACCUGUGCACCGGUGAACGAGGCCCAUCAUACGCCAACACACGCUUUUUAGAAGUGUCAAACAAGGGAAAUCCUGGGGAGCAGGUUUGGGGAGGUGAUUACGAAAAUAAUGAUGGAAGUGGCGGAGCAGCUUUGCCAGACAUGACACGAGGACCUAAAAAUCAUCAAGAUGUAGUUGCAGGAUUAGUGGCUGGUUUCUAUUAUCCUGGCUUUGAUCAGGACCACAAUCCUUCACAGUUUGGCAUUUACACCAGGGACAUGGCUGGAUACAUUGAAAUGUCAUCCAUGGGUCGAGUUCUGUCAGGUUUAGAAAUAAUGACUACUGUUGCUCAGCUUGUAGACUUGGGAGAUGCAUUUGUAUCGGAUUGUGGUCUGGUGCUCUUCCACUAAAUUGUUAUUGAUGGACAUCAUUUCAUUUCUCUUAAAAUUCACCUGACACAAAGGCAAAGUUUGAAACCUGCAUGUUUGUCCAUAACCAGAAACCUGUCUCAUUUUUGUUUGCAUGGUGAUAAAAAUGAUCUAAUAGUAUUUUAAGUCUGCUCCAGAAGGGCAUGUGAUUCAAUUGUCGCUGCUAACUAAUGUGUUAUAUAGUCACUUUUUAUAAAAAUUUACCCAUAUAAUGAAAAAUUAAUACUGUCAGAAAGUAAAAUCCUGGACAGGAUGUAUACCUUUUAAUCCAAUGUAUGAUUUUUUGGUGAGACUGAAUAAUAAUGAAGCACCACUUUGUAAGAGUCAUUUAUGAUGAAUCUGCCCAUGGUCUGUCAGUUGCAACAGUGUUUUGAGGUACUGGCCUAACCAUAUUCCAAAUUGGGAACAUUGUGUUCUGUUGUAACAGUUUAACAGUGUAUGAAAACAUUUUUGUAUCCUGAUUUAUAUUUCAGUUCAUCAAGUGGAUACAGUACUUCAGAGCAGAGCUUUCUUGAUGAAACCAAAGACUCAUUGUAUUGUACAUUAUGUAUAAAAUGCUAUUUUAAGUAGUACACACACAGUAUGGUAUGUGUUAAUGAAUAGUUGUUGAGGGAUUUGGAGUAUGUCAAUGAAAUUGAAAAAAUUUCUGUCAGUUUAGCAUAAGACAAUUGUUAUUUAAGAACUUUACAUAACUCUAACAACAAAAAGACAAUUUUAAUAUCAGGGAAGUAAAUAUUUGCUUAUUUAUAAAUCAAUCUAGCUAGUUAGAGCUUUAAUAGUGUAAGGAUAUAGAAACAUAGUUUUAUAUGAAGGAAGUGAACACUUACAUAAGAAUUAAGAGGCUUGUAUGUUUUAUAUGUAAUUGAUUGUAAAUUAGGAUAUUGUUAUUUAAACAUUUAUCAGUCAGAAUGGAUUUUUCAUUGUACAUUAAGCAUUUAAAAAUCUUAAAUGAAAUUUUAAGAUUGUAAUACCACUUGUUAUUUUCAGUGAAAUUAAUUUUUGUGUAAUUUUGCUAUUUACCAUACUCUUACCAGUCAUGCUCAUUUCAGUUUAAUUACAGCAGUGCAUAUUCUUGUCAUCUUCAAAAAUCUGAAAGAAUUGUCUUCUUUUGCACCAUUUUAACAUUGCAAGUCAAUUUAUUGUGAGGUCAAGAGUCAAGUAGAAAAUUUGAAAUGAUCAGUAUGCAGAUGAGAGUAAACAAUAUAUACUGUAUUUUUAAGUGAUUCAACAAUACCGAGUCAUAUUUAUAACCUGAAUGGCACUUCCCUGAAGGAAUCUUAAAUUACAGAGAAGUUGAAGAAAUUGAGCAGGUCAGUAGACACACCAAAGAGAAUGAAUGAAUUAAAAAAGUUGAAAGCGCCACAUCUGGGGACUAAAGGACAAAAUACAAAGAAUCUUUAGUAUCAGCUAGUGCCAAAGAAUAUAUGUACAGUACUCUAUAUAUUUAGUUACCCUAUGGUUGAUGCAUUUACCAUUUAGUCUAUAUACGUAUAGGUAUAUAGAUCGAGAUUCCUUAGGCCAUAUUAUUAGGAGGGUGAUAUAUAAAUAAGCUGUGAAAUGUUUAAGAAUUCAAAUCUUAUCUGUAAAGUGUUGGCAGCAGUUAAUACCUACAAACUUUCCUUAAAAGGAAUGAAGUGCAUUAAGCUUCAUUAAAAUAAAUCCCUUUUUAUUAACAUCAUAGACCAUACUGCUUGCUGUUGUAAACUCAUAAUAAUUGCAUUAGCACUGCACCUUUACAGUAAUUUGUGAUGCCUUGAUUUCAUUCCUGUUUGCAUUGAAACUACAAGCAGUCAGGUUGACUUACAACAAUUAAUUCAUAGCAUGAAUACCUGCAGUAAAUAUAUUGCACGAAUUCCUAUUCACACUGGUUAUUUUCAUGAAGGUUUUUCAACACAGCUUUUCCAUCGUGUAAUUCAGUGAAAUAUAAAUCUGCCUUGUAUAACCAAACGCCCUCUCUUCACUACUGCUAAGUAUAUUGUAAGUUUACAACCUAAAAACAAACUGUAUUCUUUGUGGUUGUGGUUAUGCUGUUAGGUAUCUGGUAUUACUUUGGUGGAUUCCAAUAAGGUAUUCUGUAUUCAGACAAGUAGCUCAUUUAUCUUGUACCAUUUCUACAGUACUCGUAUUUAUUUUGCUAGAAUUUUUUUUCCUUCCCUCUUUUUGUGCUGUUUGUAAAGAUACAUUUGGCCAAAUGUUUUGUGUUGUAACACUGAACAAUUCUAUUUCUUUUACUCUCCUAUCCCUAAUGAGUUCAUUAUAUAUAAACAAAAUUGGAAAUAUGUUUGCAUUCAUAUUUCAAAGGCCAUUGGCUUUGUAAAUUAUUAGUCUGCUGUGUAUUGUUAUACUUUAUAUUAAAAUAUAAAAUGGUUCAUUUGUAUUUUUUUUUAAUUGAAGUUUUAUUCAAUGUGUAUAAAAAGAAAAUAUUUAUUUUUUAAUUUUCACUUAUUUCUAGAAUUAAACAACUUAUUAUUACUGAACUAUAACUGCAGUGGGGCCAAUACCUUACAUUAUUUGGUUGAAAAUAU